AUGUCCAACGGCAUGGUGAGCGUUACAUUUUCAAGCCCAGAAGGUGCGGUCACAGGAAUUAAAUAUGGUACCAUUGAAAAUAUACUUGAUACAACUAAUCGUGGGGAUAAUAGAGGAUAUUGGGAUGUUGUCUGGAAUGCUGAUGAAACUUUUAUUCAAAAUUUCAGGCUUCGUGGUACAAGAUUUAAGGUCAUUGAGCAUAAUGAAGACCAAAUAGAGAUUUCAUUUAGCAGGACAUGGAAUUCAAAUGUUGAGGUUCCUUUAAAUAUUGAUAAAAGGUUUAUUAUGCGCAGCAAAAGUUCUGGAUUUUAUGCUUACGGCGUAUUCGAGCGUCAAAACAAAUUUUCUGCGUCAAGGAUUGACCAGAUCAGGAUCGUCUUCAAACUUCGCGAGGAUUUGUUCGAUUAUAUGGCCAUUUCGGAUAAAAUACAAAAGGUAAUGCCAAGUAGCCGUGAGCGAGCCAAUGGUCAGGCCCUUAACUACCCAGAAGCGGUUAGAUUGAAAAAUGGGCAGGUUGACGACAAAUAUGAAUACUCUUUGAACAAUGAAGAUAAUCGUUUGCACGGAUGGAUAAGUAGAGAAAAAGGAGUCGGGUUUUGGAUAAUCACGCCAAGUAACGAGUUCCGAACUGGUGGACCUCUAAAACGAGACCUCACGUCCCAUUGUGGCCCCACGGCACUAUCUAUGUUUGUUAGCACUCAUUAUACUGGACUUCCUCUAGCCAUGCACUUCGAAAACAAUGAACCAUGGAAAAAGGUUUUUGGUCCUGUUUUCGUCUACCUUAACGCUAAUAAGGAAACUCAAUCAAUGUGGGAAGAUGCAAAAGCACAGAAAAAUGAAGAAAUAAAAAGUUGGCCAUACAACUUUCCGCGUUCUGAAGAUUUUCCACACUCCGAUCAGCGAGGAGCGGUAAGCGGAAAAUUAAACGUUCGAGACGGAUAUAUUAGAUCAAAAACUCUACAAGGUGCCCAUGCUUAUGUGGGAUUGGCUAGACCAGGGGAUGCUGGUUCAUGGCAAUAUGAAAGCAAGGGUUAUCAGUUUUGGACUAGAGCAGAUGAUGAAGGGAAUUUUAUUAUUGAAGGUGUUAGACCUGGAGAUUACAACUUGUUUGCUUGGGUCCCUGGAUUUAUCGGGGAUUACAAAUAUGACCGUAAUGUUACCAUUUCACCAGGAUCCAAAACACAUUUAGACAACAUUUUGUACGAGCCCCCAAGGGUCGGAACGACUCUAUGGGAGAUAGGAUAUCCGGAUCGCACUGCUGCCGAGUUUUAUAUCCCUCAACCUAAUCCAUACCAUUCUAACUAUUUGUUUAAUGACUUCGACAAAUACAGACAAUAUGGACUAUGGAAUCGUUAUACUAAUAUGUAUCCUGAUCAAGAUCUAGUCUAUACGAUUGGAUCUAGUGACUCCUCGAAAAAUUGGUUCUUUGCUCAUGUUACUAGAUAUUCGCAAAAUGUGUUUGAAGGCACUACGUGGCAAAUUGCUUUUGAUCUAAAGAAUGUUGAGAAAACGGGGAACUACACUCUCGUAGUGGCAAUUGCAGGUGCAUCCGGGGCUGAGCUACAGGUGCGGGCGAAUAAUUAUGCAAAGGAUCGACCAUAUUUCACAACUGGUUUGAUUGGAACCGAAAAUGUUAUAGCAAGACAUGGUAUUCAUGGACUUUAUAGGCUCUAUAGCGUUUCCUUUGGGGCAGACCAAUUACUCGAGGGUAAGAAUGUGAUCUAUCUAAAACAGACCAGAGGCAAAAGUCCAUUCAAUGGGCUCAUGUAUGAUUACAUCCGUCUCGAAGCCCCUUCUAUAGGGAAAUGA
Messenger RNA from Impatiens glandulifera, 1809 nucleotides. Its product is annotated as probable rhamnogalacturonate lyase B. NCBI's taxonomy places the organism in Eukaryota, Viridiplantae, Streptophyta, Magnoliopsida, Ericales, Balsaminaceae. Gene Ontology annotation, molecular function: carbohydrate binding; catalytic activity. Gene Ontology annotation, biological process: carbohydrate metabolic process. The record is from RefSeq and is a predicted model, not a curated record. The transcript is spliced from 12 exons. Bases 1 to 1809 code for a protein of 602 amino acids.